GCAAAAUGGCAGAAAGACCUAUGUGGGAACAAAUUGGAACAAGUUUUGUACAGCUGUAUUAUCAACAGUUUGAUACCAAUAGGGAACAAUUAGGUGCCCUUUAUACAGAUGCUUCUUGUUUGUCUUGGGAAGGUCAGCAGUUCCAAGGAAAAGCUUCAAUUAUGGAAAAAUUGAUGACACUUCCUUUCCAAAAAAUUCAGCAUAAUAUAACAUCCCAGGAUCAUCAGCCAGCUCCUGACAAUUGUAUCCUUAGUAUGGUUGUUGGCCAAUUGAAGGUGGACAAUGAUCCAGUAAUGGGAUUCCACCAGAUGUUUGUUCUCAAAAACAUGAAUGACAAAUGGAUUUGUUCUAAUGACAUAUUUAGGUUGGCUCUGUAUAAUUUUGCCUGAAAUUUCUGCUCUUGUUUUACACUUACAAAUAUCAUAAUAAUGUUGGUUCUAAGUGUUAAGUUAUUUUCUUUCUGUAACUGCAACUGAAAAGCAUUUAUCUUCUAUUAAUUGAAAUCAUUUAAAAUAGUUGCAGUAUUACACAUCCUUUACUGUAAAACAUUUAAUAUUUUAUAUGAAAAUAGUUUGUCUAUUUUAAUUAUAUGAAGUUUGUGGAGACAACACAGUGUAUCAGUGCAUACACUUUUCUUAUACAAACAACAGUUUGGCAAUAAAAUAAUUUGCAUCGGG
Pseudonaja textilis is the source of this 677-nucleotide messenger RNA. Its product is annotated as nuclear transport factor 2-like. NCBI's taxonomy places the organism in Eukaryota, Metazoa, Chordata, Lepidosauria, Squamata, Elapidae. Gene Ontology annotation, biological process: nucleocytoplasmic transport. The record is from RefSeq and is a predicted model, not a curated record.